AUCCCACCACCGCUUGCGCACAGCAGAAAAUCCUUCCACCUCCCAGGAGCUGUCAUUAGACAAGGAGACACUGGAUUUUUUUGACCUGAAAAUGAACUUUAAGAGGAUUUUCCUAGUCAAGUGCUUGCUGCUUUUGUUUCCCAGUGUAAAAUGCUCCGGCACCAACAGGAUUUACAUGGCUGCGAAUGAGACGGCUCUUCUCAGCGUCACUGCUACUGGGAGCAUACAUGAGGCAACGUGGGUGAGAAACGGUAUAAGGUUGCUUCAGAUUAAAGAUAAGCAUGUUAAGUACUAUGAGAACAAGGUGCGGUGCAGGUGUAAGAUAUUCCCAAACGGGACUCUGCAAAUAGAGCAGGUGGUGAAAGAGGACAGUGGAAAGUACACGGUGACUGUUUAUGAGCCGGAUGGAAAAUUGAAGGCAGAAGAACAUACAGCGUUCAUCGUUCAGGAGCGUGUCCCUCAGCCGAUCCUCACUGCUGAAUGCAGGAAUAAAACUGUAUUUGUCAAGUGUGAAGUGAAGCAGAAGACUAAAGACGAAAUAUUUACAAUAGAACUGACACAAGAUAAAACUAACAAAAUCCAGAAGAAUGCAACGAAGUUGGAAAUGCACGCGCGGAAUUCUGGGACGUUCAGAUGUGUUGUUAAGAACCAAGUCAGUGAAAAAAUGGCUGAAGAAGUAAUUAAGUGCUCAGGCCAGCUGGACCUUUAUCUCAUCUUAAGCAUAGCAGGAGGUGCAAUCUUCUUUGUCAUCUUUGUGAUUUUGCUUAUUUAUUGUAUCAGGAAGAAGAAAGCAGAAAGGCUUGAAGAUGAAGACGAGGAGGGAAUGAUGCGGGGUCGCCAGGUGGACUGUGAAAUGGUGGUGCGGGAGCUCCCUCAGACGCCGUGCAAUCCCACCCCAAAGCAGCUGCGAGUGCAGCAGCGGCCACUGCCGCAGCCCCAGGUCCAUCAGCAAGCCCUGCCCCCGCGACCCAGGCCCCGCACUCAGCAGCGGACUCCAAACCACCCGAGAGAAAGACCUUGAACAUCUGCCCUGGGAGGGACGGUGGCCUCUCUGCUCCAUCGUUCACUGGGAAAAGAAAGUUUCCGAUAGUCAGGAACUCCUCCCACCCAGCCUCGUGUAACGCUCAGCUAGGAAACGUCAGCUUUCGUUGCAGGAAAUUAGAGCAUCAAAUGGAGAUGAAGAGAGCCAGUGGAGGAGAUUCAAGGUGAUGGGCAUUCAUCCCUGCGGCCAUUUUUCUUCAAGUGUCUCCGUGUUUGGGUAUGGAGCAUUGAGCCUUGAAACCUGUGUCUUUCUGCGGUUCACUUGUUUUUACCACACCUUGUCUUUGUGCUUUUCGGAUGGAUCAUAUCAAGAAGGAGCUAACGCUCUAGUGAGACAACAUGGGCCUAGGGAUCUUAGAGGGUUUUGUCAAGUAUCUUUCCUUUCUCCUGCCACACAUUAGGACAGCCCUCUGGCUUCAGCAUCAAAUGCAUGACCUCCUGGAUCAAAAAAAUCACUGUAUGUAAUUAAAUGCUUGUCUGAAUUUGAAAGAAUUGAUGUCAUCUAAUGGAGAGAAGAAAAUACUGAAAGGAGAUGUGAGACCCUUGAAGCAUCUGUGUGGGAAAGGAGUCAACUUUUCACUUUCUCUAACAUGUUUAGAGCAAGACUCACAGGCUUAAAUUGUAGCAAUGAGAGUUAGGCCAGGAUUUAUUUUUAUUGCAAACGAAGCACUGAAGUAGAUUUCUGGGAGAGGAUCUCCAGCACUUGGGGUUUCCAAGGGCAGAGGAGGCAGCCAUCUGUGAGGCAUCCUCGUCCUGCUGAGAGCCAGGGGAACGUCCUACAUGGCCUCUCCAGGGACUGUUUCAGCUCAGUUUUCCACAACUCCUUGCUGGCAAAUACAAUGAAAGUUUAUUCUCAGCAUAGGUCUGUAUGGCUAUCCAGACAAUUUUUUUUUUUUCAUAGAAGAGGUCUGGUAUCCAUUGGCUCAUGCCAGGCAGUCUGAUUACUAGUGGCAUUGUCUGAGUUGUCGUGACUUUCCACUGUAGGACCUCCUGCUGAUGGUGAGGCAUCGUGUCCCUUGAUUUUGAUGGUAAGCACCUCAUAUAUAACCAGGUGGUGACAGAGAACUGCUGGGGGAUCUCCCUCCCAAAGGGAGAGAUUGGACUACAAUAACUGCCUGCAUCACCCUGCAUGUCCUGGACAAACUCUGCUCGCUCCUCUGGUCCUUGGAGAUGUUCAUAACUGCCUCUACAGGACAGCUGAGGCGCCAAGAGAGAACAGGCCUUUUUAGAGCAAUGCCAAAAUGGGUAUACUGGCCUGUCUGGUGUAAGAGGAAGCGCAGGUGGAGGAGGAGAGAGCUGUGAGAGCCAGAGAGCACGAGACAUCCAGAUACCAUGUUGUUGUGUUAGGCAGAAGAACGUGCAGUACCUCUUUCAGGCUUGACUAUCCUGCACGUGCCAGUGCAGAUAAAACAGCCAUCCUUUGUUUCUCCUCAGAAAUGUGACUAUUUUUAUCCUCUGGUACAAGGGCAGGGAAGUAACUUGUCAGGAAGAAGGUCUCUGCCUCCUCCAGAGCUCAGUCACUUUGCUUGAACUCUGAUGGUGGACACAGCCCUGGGAGUGUUACUUGCUCUCUCCUUCGCUUUUUGCAGCUUGUUUUAGGGCUUUUGCUGUUUAAAGUUGCAUUUAGUAAACGUUUCAUGGUUUAUUUUGUAAUACAUGCUAUAUCCCUGUAGUGAAUGAAUAAAUGUAAG
Messenger RNA from Chroicocephalus ridibundus (black-headed gull), 2732 nucleotides. It is a transcript of the gene CD2, whose product is annotated as CD2 molecule. The record is from RefSeq and is a predicted model, not a curated record. The transcript has 5 exons. Lineage: Eukaryota; Metazoa; Chordata; Aves; Charadriiformes; Laridae. Bases 92 to 1021 code for a protein of 309 amino acids.